This is a messenger RNA of Colletotrichum destructivum, 1006 nucleotides long. Its product is annotated as Putative RNA polymerase, subunit omega/Rpo6/RPB6, DNA-directed RNA polymerase, 14-18kDa subunit. The coding region runs from base 141 to 602 and encodes 153 amino acids. Gene Ontology annotation, biological process: tRNA transcription by RNA polymerase III; transcription by RNA polymerase I; transcription by RNA polymerase II. Gene Ontology annotation, cellular component: RNA polymerase III complex; RNA polymerase I complex; RNA polymerase II, core complex. The record is from RefSeq and is a predicted model, not a curated record. Gene Ontology annotation, molecular function: DNA binding. NCBI's taxonomy places the organism in Eukaryota, Fungi, Ascomycota, Sordariomycetes, Glomerellales, Glomerellaceae. The transcript has 4 exons.
CACGGCUGGACCCAGCAGUGGCGCUCAGGCUUUCCCCCCACGACAACCUCUCAACACACGCGACGAAACCAGCGCCCAAACCUCAGCAAUCGAUUGCACCACAUCCCUCAGCCCCCGACCCCCUCAAUUGACACUGCAUAAUGUCGGACUUUGGUGACGAUGACGUUGGCGGAGGCGACGAGCCCAUGUACGAGGACGAGGCGGCUGACUACUGGGACCCGGAGGCGCCCGUCGACGAGGAUGACGUAGUGCGAGCCGAGGGUGAUGAGGAGGAAGCCGAUAACGUCGUUGUGUCAGGAGACCCGUCGGCCGCGGCAAACUCAGGAAAGGGCAACGAAAAGUCUCACCGCGACAAGAAGAUUCCCGACGACCAGCGAACUACAACACCCUACAUGACGAAGUACGAGCGCGCUCGUAUCCUCGGCACCCGCGCUCUUCAGAUUAGUAUGAACGCGCCUGUGUUGGUGGACCUGGAAGGCGAGACAGAUCCUCUUCAAAUCGCGAUCAAGGAGCUCCGAGAGAAGAAGAUCCCUCUCAUCGUGCGCCGGUACAUGCCCGAUGGAUACUACGAGGAUUGGACUUGCGAGGAGCUUCUCCAGUAGACAGGGAAACAACUGGCUUUUCGUCACUUUCGGGGCAAAGAGAGACACGCACACGCGACUAGAUGCAAGGCACCUUAUACCCAUCUCCUAUUGUCGUUGCCUGAAGAGUAGUCAGACCCCCUCCUCCCUGAGCCGAGUCUCCAAAUCCGUUUCUUCCGCCCUUCUUCCCGAGUGUGCUCGCUUCGUUGCUGUUACGCAGGAAGAUCCUCGAGAACAAAACACUUGAAAAGAAACCCCCAGACUAAAAAGAUACAGCCAACAGGUGGUGGUAUGUAUCGUUGUACUUUGAAUUUUUGCAUUGAGCGUGGCGUUUUAUCUAGGCAAAAAAAUGGAAAAGAGGUUGGAAUAUCAGACCUAACAAGUAUACUUUCUCACAGUACCCUUUUUCCUUUUUCUGACAUCCG